CAUAGGAUACUUUUCUAUGGAAACAAAAAUCUUGGACAGUACCAGCUAUCCAAUUCUUUUGGAAUAUAUCUGCCCAAAUAACCCAGAAUGGCCUUUUAUUCGAUCACAAUAUGCUGUUUUGUCUUAUUUGUUUCAGUGUCUGGAGAAUGUAUAUCAACACUGUUUCAAGAUGUAUAUUUUCAAGGAGGAGACUGUAGUUCUGUGUUUGCACCAGAUGUUGGAUAUUGCCAGUUAGUUUGCACAUUCCACCCAAAAUGUUUGAUGUUUUCUUAUCUACCAGAAAGUUGGCCAUCCCAAAAUGAGAGGUUUGCUUGCUUUCUAAAGGACAGUGCCACAAACACUCUGCCAAAUGUGACUUUACCUGGGGCAGUAUCUGGGUACUCAUUAAAGCAUUGCAGAAAUCAGAUCAAAGUUUGCAAUGAAAAGACCUUUGCUGGACUUGAUAUGAUUGGUACAAAUUACAAUAUAACUACAGCAGCUAAUGUGCAGCAAUGCAUAGAACAAUGCACCAAUGACAUACACUGCCAGUUUUUUACUUAUGUCACUGGUUCCUUCCACAGUGUAAAACUUCGAAACAAAUGCUACUUGAAAUAUACUGCGAAUGGAAUGCCAGCCAGAAUAAGACAGCUUGAAAAUGUUAUAUCUGGUUUAUCAUUAAAGGCAUGUGGAAAAUCUUCAUUAGAUUGCAAAAAGGACCUGUUUCAGAGUCUGGACUUUUCUGGAGACCUUCUUGCGAGUGUUUUAGCCCCUGAUGUGCAUAUGUGUCAGAAGAUCUGCACGUACCUUCCAAACUGUUUAUUUUUUACAUUCCAGACAAAAGACUCCAAAGACCCUUUGCAAAGAAAUCGUUGUUUUUUAAAGACAUCUAAAAAUGGGCUCCCAAAUGAAACGAAAAUCAAAGAAUAUUCUAUAUCUGGAUUUAGCAUUUUACAUUGUAAAAACAGUCCUACAGUUUGUCCAUUGCCAUUGUUCCCAAAUGUGAACUUUAUUGGAGACGACUUUCUGGUAGAAACUGCAAAUGGAGACAAAGAAUGUCAACAAAUUUGUACAAAUAAUAUCAGAUGCCAGUUUUUUACCUACAAACCAGAUGAACCAUCCUGUAUUCAAAACACAUGCAAAUGUCACUUGAAGAUAUCUUCCAAUGGGUUGCCAACUGGAAUAUCGCACGGGAAAGGAGGCAUUUCAGGAUUUUCAUUAAGAUUGUGUAAAACUAAAACUGCCUCAGGUUGUGGCCAGCCUGCUGAUUUGGCAAACAGAAUAGUUGGGGGCACUAACAGCUCUCUUGGUGAGUGGCCAUGGCAAGUGAGCAUGCACCUCAAGUUUACUACCACUUAUAAAAAGCAUACAUGUGGGGGAUCCAUUAUCAACAAUCAGUGGAUACUAACAGCUGCCCAUUGUGUUUCAGCUCCUUUGAACAAUCCUAGUGUAUGGAAUAUCUAUGCAGGUAUAGUGAAGCUGUCUGAUAUAACACAGUCAACACCAUUUUAUGAAGUGGAGCGGAUUAUAACUCAUUCUUUAUACAAUGGAGCAGAAAAUGGCACAGAUAUAGCCCUGUUAAAGUUGAAAACAGCUAUUACAUUUAAUGAAAAACAACAAGCUAUAUGUCUCCCACCAAAUCAAACACCACUUCAGAUACCAAAAACUUGCUGGAUAACUGGUUGGGGAUACAUAGAAGAAUAUGGCAAGGCAACUAAUAUUCUUCAAAAAGCGGAAGUUCCACCAAUCUCAACUGAGGAAUGUCAAGCAAGUUAUGAUCAGAACAGUAUAACUAAUCAGGUGGUGUGCGCUGGAUACAAACAUGGCCAAGUCGAUGCCUGCAAGGGAGAUUCUGGUGGCCCAUUGACAUGUGAAAUUGACAAGGUUUGGUACCUAAUUGGAAUUACAAGUUGGGGAGAAGGUUGUGCUCGCCCUGGCAAGCCAGGAGUUUACACAAAAGUAUCUGAAUUUACAAACUGGAUUUUGGAACACACAAAAAUAAAUUAAGAAUAUACACUUUCUAUUGAGAAGAAAACUGAGAUAAAGACUUUUAUGAAGUAUAAUUUAUUUGUAGUUACUAUAUUAAUAGAUAUCAUGGAAAAGUAAUCAACAAUAUAUGCUGUAAAUAUAUAUAUAUAUAUAUCAAUCAAUUAUUAUUCUAACACAUGCACACAUUGGAUUACAAAGUUUACUGUAAAUAGUCCAUACUUAUUUACAUAUAACUUGACAUUUUUUGAAAGUUCAGUAAACAUAACCUGCUCACUGAUACAUAGAACAGUAUGAUACAAACAACAAGCAUGACUGGCAUUCUAUAGUGAAAAAUGGUAAGCAAAUAUUACAAGAUAAGACCCCAUUUGUUGGUUCAAAUACCACAUUUGCAAACAACAAUUAUCCACUCUUUAAAAUAAAAUAAAAAAUGGAUCUGUUGGAGAGGUUAAAAUGGGCAUAAUAAAAAAGGAUGUGCCUUUGAAGGGUAUACUUAAAAUCACAAUUACAAAAAAAUUAAAAAUACAGUUAUUUUA
This is a messenger RNA of Bombina bombina (fire-bellied toad), 2498 nucleotides long. Its product is annotated as coagulation factor XI. Gene Ontology annotation, molecular function: protein binding; serine-type endopeptidase activity. The record is from RefSeq and is a predicted model, not a curated record. Bases 88 to 1983 code for a protein of 631 amino acids. The transcript has 16 exons. Gene Ontology annotation, biological process: proteolysis. Gene Ontology annotation, cellular component: extracellular region. NCBI's taxonomy places the organism in Eukaryota, Metazoa, Chordata, Amphibia, Anura, Bombinatoridae.